Geodia barretti is the source of this 405-nucleotide messenger RNA. The record is from the annotation of a GenBank genome assembly. NCBI's taxonomy places the organism in Eukaryota, Metazoa, Porifera, Demospongiae, Tetractinellida, Geodiidae.
GAUUCGCAGGAGAGAGAGAUCGUCUUUAGUGGUGCAGUGCGCAGGAGAUUCGUCAUGCAGGGCUGGUGGUGCUCCGUGCAGACUGCGGCACUUUCCGCGUUAGUGCUCGCUUCUCUUCAUCUGAGUGUGGAGUCUUCGUACGAGCUCAGAGUUAAAGCUCAUUGGUACAAUAACAAUGGCCAUAAGUUGUCCGACGGCACUUGUUGUGACAAGUCUGGACGCAGCGACUGUGACCCCUGGUGGUGCUCUCACUGCGAAUGCGACAACCAAUUCAAGUUUUGCCUGCGUUUCCACGGCGUCAGUCGUGAUGGCAACGAAAACAGCUGCCCUCUCGGGUCGCACCGGACCGGAGAGAUCGGGGACGACAGUUUCUCUUUUGGGUCGACCCAUAUUGGCAGCGGGGUG